This is a messenger RNA of Fusarium sp. VM40, 2124 nucleotides long. The record is from the annotation of a GenBank genome assembly. Lineage: Eukaryota; Fungi; Ascomycota; Sordariomycetes; Hypocreales; Nectriaceae.
AUGGCGACCCCUAACUCUUGGGAGGACGAUCCCUCUGCUCAAGAUGACAACAUCGCUCAGCAGGCUCAGCAGCAGCUUAACAUGAACCCCGCCCCCGCGCAAGGCGGCUUCCGACCCGCUAUCGCCUCUUUCCAACCAGGUGCCGCUUCGUUCCAGCCUGGUCAGGCCUAUGGAGGAUACGCGCCUCAAUAUCAGCAACAACAAUACUACCAGCAAGGCUACUACCCUCAAUAUGGUGCUCAACAGCAGCAGCAGCAGCAGCCACCGCAGCAGGGCUUCAACCAAUACAACCAGGGUUAUGGUGGCUACAACCAAGGCUAUGGUGGUGGCGGAUACCCUCAGUAUGGUCAACAACAACAACAACCUCAGCAGCCCGCUGCUCCCACGAUUGCCCAGCGACCCGCCGCCGAUGCUCCCGCUGACCCCAGCCAACCCGCUGCCGCAGCCCCUAAGCCCAAGGUGAUCAGCAUCAGCGCUGAUACCUCCGCGCCCAAGCCUAAGGCAAAGGUUCUUUCCAUCUCUGGAACCGGUGCCGCCACCACUGUCAAACAGGAGGAACCCACCAAGGCUGAACCUACCGACAAACCCGAGGACGGCCAAAAGGCCACAGCUGCUAAGGCUAUCGAGAAGACGGGCGAGAAAGCCGGCAAGGCUGCUGCUGGGGUUAAGACCUCUGGCAAGACCUCGCCGAGCCCCAGCUCUGGCCGUAACAGCCCUACCGCUGGCGAGAAGAAGGCGGCUGCCCGAGAGAUCGAUGCUGUCGAGAAGGAGCAGACUGCUGAUGUCGAUGAGGAAACACUCAAGGAAAUUUACGGCAAGGAGCACGUUAACAUUAUCUUCAUGGGACACGUCGAUGCCGGAAAGUCAACUCUUGGUGGUUCGAUCUUGUACGCCACCGGUAUGGUCGACGAGCGAACCAUGGACAAGUAUAAGAGGGAAGCCAAGGAUCUGGGUCGAGAGUCUUGGUACCUGUCAUGGGUUAUGGAUUUGAACAAGGAGGAGCGAACACAAGGCAAGACUAUCGAAGUUGGCCGUGGUUUCUUCGAGACCGAGAAGCGUCGUUACAGUAUCCUUGAUGCUCCUGGCCACAAGAUGUACGUCCCCAACAUGAUUGGAGGUGCUUCGCAGGCCGAUGUUGGUAUCUUGGUUAUUUCAGCCCGAAAGGGUGAAUACGAGACUGGUUUUGAGCGAGGCGGACAGACCCGUGAGCACGCUAUGCUUGCCAAGACUCAGGGUGUCAAUAAGCUCAUCGUCGCUGUCAACAAGAUGGACGACCCUACCGUCGCCUGGUCUCAUGAGCGAUACCAGGAGUGUACAUCCAAGCUCGCUCAGUUCCUUAAGGGCACUGGCUACAACCUGAAGAAUGACGUCUACUUCCUGCCCAUUGCUGCUCAACAGAUGAUGGGUAUCAAGACCCGCAUCCCCAAGGAUGUUGCUCCCUGGUGGGAGGGCCCCGCCCUGCUUGAGUACCUCGACAGCAUGAAGGCACUCGAGCGUAAGGUCAACGCCCCCUUCAUGUUGCCCGUCAACGGAAAGUACCGUGAUCUCGGCACAAUGGUGGAGGGCAAGAUUGAGGCCGGUGUUGUUAAGAAGGGUAUGAGCAUGGUUAUGAUGCCCAACAAGCAAACCGUUGAGGCUGCUGCCGUCUAUGGUGAGCAGGAAGACGAGGUGCAAUUGGCUCAGUGUGGUGACCAGGUUCGAAUAAGGCUCAAGGGUAUUGAGGAGGAUGACAUUAUGCCUGGAUUUGUGCUGUGCUCACCAAAGCGACUGGUGCAUACCGUUGCUGAGUUCGAGGCACAGAUUCGAAUUCUCGAGCUCAAGAGCAUUCUGACUGCCGGCUUCAACUGUGUGAUACACGUUCAUUCCGCCAUCGAGGAAGUAACAUUCGCAAGCCUCCUACACAAGCUGCAAAAGGGAACCAACCGCAAGAGCAAAAACCCCCCUACACACGCCAAGAGGGGUGACAGCAUUAUCGCCCGUAUGCAGGUGAUUGGCGGAGCAGGCGCCGUGUGCGUGGAGAAGUUCGAGGACUACCCCCAGAUGGGUCGCUUCACCUUGAGAGACCAGGGACAAACCAUUGCCAUUGGCAAGAUUACGAAGCUCAUUAGCAGCAGCGAUGCUUAA